AUGCUGCGUCUUACAUUACGGUGUCGCCGUUAUCCAUUUAAUAAGCGAGGCCCUCGUGAACGCAAGUCUUGGAAGCAUCACGUUCUUACUGAGCCCCCGAAGCCCAUUCAAUGGCGUGAUCCAAAAGUUUGGACAAAAGACUUGAUCGAAAUGAAGAGCUUCGAUCCUCCACAAUGGGAUCUUUGGCUCAAUAGAGCUCGUUCUGAAGAUAUGGAUGAAGUCCUUCAACCUUUUAUGGACAUGCCUCAAUCUCUCAAAGAUCGACGUUAUGACGUACCGUGGUGGGCGAACCCUUUUGGGGCGUGGUAUCUACAGAACGUGCUUUCAGUUGAGCUGCUGAAGCUGCCAAGUCGGACGAAUGCGGAGAAAAUAGCCAUUUAUCGAAGCCAAAGAAACUCAUCAUUACAAAAUAUGGAAAAGGGGUCACCUGUAAAUGACGAUGUGUUGAUUAAAAACAUUAUCAAGGAGCGGUGGCGAACGCUAGAAUUUGGCGAUCAUGAAGCUGGGUUUCCUUGUACAUUUAGUGAUUAUAUUCAAUUUCUAAACGAGUGGUUUAAGUCUUUAGAUGAGGAGGGUAUGCAGCGCUUACGCGAGCAUUUCGAUCGUCGAAUUCGGCCUCUUCUUGCAGUCAUGUCGCACGUUGAUUUGUUGUGGCUUGAGGCCCUGACGCAGAACAACGUACAAAACAAGGAACUAUUAGAACGCCGCAUAGGUUUCCAAACGUCUUUGGGUACUCCAGAGUUUUUUGACAUCUCCAAACGCCUUCGGUACGAAAUCAAUGAAGAUUACAAAGUGCGCGAUGAGCUUGGACCAGAAUUAUUUGCGUUGUGGAGCAAGGCUCCUGAGCGAUGGCCACCUGAGCGACUGGCGAAAAUGUAUGGGCUAGAUUUUACACUAGUCCGUAAGCUUUUAGUCUGGCAUCACUUUAAAGCAUGCUACGAUGCUUGUGUGGAGCCGGAUUGGUCACUGCCGAAGCGUCUUUUUGCGCUCGAGUGGAUCCGUGACGUACGUGCCAGAAAACAAGGGAUGUUCUACGGCAAAUUGCGCUUCGCAGAACAAAAAAUAACCUUUUACAGCGAUAAGUUUCUUUUCCGGGAUCUGGUCAACCGCCGUGAGGCUAGCUAUGCUAACGUAUGGGAGAUGGACGAUCCUUAUCGUUUUUUGCAAACUGAACAAGAUUAUGAAGACUACUGGGGAGAUAAUUAUGAUCUUUACCGUCGAAUGUUUCCUGAAAUGAUUGGGCGCACUGGUGAGCCGGUGCAGCAGUACAGCCAAAUGCCUAUUUGGGCUGGUCCACAUCGCGACCAUGCUAACAAAUCCGAGUACAACUGGAUGUUCGCAGAGAUCGGCGUUAACGUGGGUCAUGAGCCCUUGAAAAAGCUAGAGUUGGAUCCUACAAACGAGAAAAGACGUCGAUUUGUAAUUCGCCAGCCGGACGGCUCGCUCCGAUCGGCAAAGAUGUCAGAGAUGCGAGCAUGGUACUGGAAGGAAGAAUGGGCAGACUUCCGCUUUUGGGCCCCUAAUAUGGAGUGGGGUAUCGAGAAUACUCCUUACCUAGAACAAUAUCAAGAACACGUACCGGAUACGCCUGAUGCGGACUUCCGAAAACAACGACGUAUUCAAUCUCGUCCUGUGAAGUGGUUUUAUGAAAGUCAUUACACGCGAACUGGAAACUUUGCAGGAUUUGAGCCCACUCGUUUUAUGCAACGGAGAACUAAACGUGAGGUUCGAUGGCCUGAUGUGAUAAAUGCAGCUGUGCAAAUCCAGAAAUCCAAACCUAGCGCUCACGUCUUCAAAGCGAUUCCUGAAAUUUAG
Phytomonas sp. Hart1 is the source of this 1815-nucleotide messenger RNA. The record is from the annotation of a GenBank genome assembly. Lineage: Eukaryota; Euglenozoa; Kinetoplastea; Trypanosomatida; Trypanosomatidae.